Molecule: messenger RNA, 830 nt
Organism: Morus notabilis
Lineage: Eukaryota; Viridiplantae; Streptophyta; Magnoliopsida; Rosales; Moraceae
Product: ethylene-responsive transcription factor ERF023
Exons: 1
Coding region: 35-661 (208 amino acids)
Biological process (GO): regulation of DNA-templated transcription
Molecular function (GO): DNA-binding transcription factor activity; DNA binding
Source: RefSeq, a predicted model, not a curated record
UCUAGCUAUUGCUAGUAAUAGUUGGCAUUUGGCAAUGGAGCAACCACCAUUCGCCGAAGAUGAACCAACCGCCUCAAAAAGCCAGCAGUUAGACAAUUCCCAGCAGCAGCAGCAGCGCGUGGGAGGCAGCGGAGGCACGCGCCACCCAGUGUACCGCGGCGUGAGGAAGCGGCGGUGGGGGAAGUGGGUGUCCGAAAUCCGGGAGCCGCGGAAGAAGUCCCGCAUUUGGCUCGGGUCCUUUCCGGUCCCCGAGAUGGCGGCGAAGGCCUACGACGUGGCGGCGUACUGCCUCAAGGGCCGGAAGGCGCAGCUCAACUUCCCCGACGACGUCGACAGCCUCCCCCGGCCCCUCACCUCCACCGCCCGGGACAUCCAGGAGGCGGCGGCCAAGGCGGCGCACAUGAUGGCCGUCGUGAGUUCCGCGGCCGAGAAGAGUGACGUCACAAGUAAUGCGUCGAAUGAUGGAGGCGACGACGGCGGUGGCGGCGACGACAGCGAUGACUUCUGGGGCGAGAUUGAUGAGUUGCCGGAGAUAAUGAGUGGCGGCACCGGAGAGUUUUGUAGUUGGAAUAGUGCUUGCGGGUGGACGUCGGUGUUCAUCGGCGAUGCCGCGGUGUGGCCGGAGGGAGAGGUUCCGCAGCCGUUCAUGGCGUGCCUCUAGGGUUUGUGGUUGGUAUAUGUGGUUUUGUUUCUGUGUAGUAUAUGCCAAUUACGACCAAUUAAGCUACUUAACUCUCAUGUGUCCACCUUUUAUGUGCUUAAUUGUAUAAAUUAGAUGUGGUGUAUAUUUUUACAUGGGUAUUUGAAAUAUAUACACAUAUAUAUAUAUA